Molecule: messenger RNA, 6349 nt
Organism: Toxotes jaculatrix (banded archerfish)
Lineage: Eukaryota; Metazoa; Chordata; Actinopteri; Toxotidae
Gene: syt3
Product: synaptotagmin III
Exons: 12
Coding region: 845-2536 (563 amino acids)
Biological process (GO): regulation of calcium ion-dependent exocytosis; regulation of dopamine secretion; calcium-ion regulated exocytosis
Cellular component (GO): membrane
Molecular function (GO): calcium ion binding; phosphatidylserine binding; SNARE binding
Source: RefSeq, a predicted model, not a curated record
AUAUCAUAUUGUUCAUUUCUCCCUCUCAGUCUGCCAUCCCGGUUGCGGGGCUUAUUGCUCGGUGCGUCUUGGAGAGAAGAGAGAGAGAGAGAGAGAGAGAGAGAGGAGGGGGGGUUGGACAGAGCGAAAGAGGGCGGAAUGCCCCUUUACAAGCGUCGCAUCUGACUAAAACAGCGGAGAAGCUCGUAAAUCUGAAAUUGGACAGAGAGGAAGACAGUGGUUUCUGCAACGCCAAGGUGAUGUUGGAAAACUUCAAGAAGAGUCCAUGCUGAUGUUUUGGAGAGAACACAGACACCGAUGCGUUCCACCAUUUCCUGCUGGAGCUAGAUGACUACGAGCUCAACUCUGCUCCCAACUUGUAGUGAAGAAGAAAAAAAAAGCCACUUGUCUGCAGGCUCCUGUUUCUGGUCUUGGAAACAUUAGGAAAAUAACAAGCUAAAGGUUAUGCAUGCACUGCAGGCAUAACUGCAUUUCUCUGCCAGACCUAUUUGCAGAGGAAAACUUUACAUGUAGAGUGUCUCCGCUCCUGCUUGCAAAUUCGUCAUGGCCCAGAACAUCGAGAGUCAAGCUCAAUAAAGGGAAAGUGAGAGAGAUGGGUGUCGCUCAGUCAUACAUGGGCACGCCAGUCUGGUCUCUGUGAUCCAGACCAAGACACCCCGCAGAGCCCCCUUGUGUUCCUCCUUGAUCGCCGCUGCCCCCUUUGCCUCCUCCUUCUCAUUUCACACCUUGUAAAAGGUGGACGGGCCAACGCUCCACUUACCCGAGCGCCGUCCGAUUGGUGAGGGCGGCGAGGGCUGCGCUGUCAUCGGCUGACUGCAGGUGAGAGUGCGAUGCGGAUUGGAGGAUGUCGGGGGACUGGGAUGAAGACUUGUGUAAGAAGGCGCUGGUGUUGGUGGAGGAGCUGUGCUUCAACUCCCCAAGAGGUUACAGCCAGAGCAAACGCUGCCAGGAGUUCAGCUACCUGCUGAGAGGCCCCAACAGACAGCUGGACACAGAGAUCUCCGUCAGUCUGCUGUCGGUCAUUGUGACAUUCUGCGGCAUCGUCCUCCUCUCCGUCUCCCUCUUCGUCUCGUGGAAGCUCUGCUGGCUGCCAUGGCGGGACAAGGAGGGUGGCGGCCUGAGCCUGACGUCGGGGUUGCUGCCCGGAAGCGCCGGCGUCGGAAGCCUGGGAGGAGCUGGGGGGUCGUCGCUCUUACCCCCGCUGCUGCAGAGGAAGGAGGGCCAGUCCUCGUCCUCGCUCUACCCCACCCUGGGCCAACAGGGCCAGCACCACCCCCACUUCUCUGACCUGGUGGGGCUGGAGAGGGGGGAGGUCGGAGGUGUGGCUGGGGGGCCUCAUGAGACCCAGGAGCACUCCUACCUGGACAUGGACUCCUACCCCAACAACGCCGGAACUCUGAAGCUGAGUCAGACGUCUCCAGAUGUCCCCAACUCAGAGGGUGGAGCCCAUCCCCAUAAAGACCUGCCCAACGCUCACUCCCAGCAGCAGGUCACCUCACGGCCCAAGCCCAUGACUCACCAGCUCUCCAGUCCUGAUUUCCAUGGUGAGGAGAAGGAGCAGGUAACCAGCAUUGGGCAGAUCAAACCGGAGCUCUACAGGCCCAAGGGCGACCAGGGCGAAGGCAAACAGGGCGACACCUGCGGCAAGAUCAGCUUCCUCCUGCGCUACGCCUUCAACACGGAGCAGUUGGUGGUGAAGAUCCUCAAAGCUUUGGACCUGCCAGCGAAAGACGCCAACGGCUUCUCUGACCCGUACGUGAAGAUCUACCUACUGCCAGACAGGAAGAAGAAAUUCCAGACCAAGGUUCACAGAAAGACCUUAAACCCAGUGUUCAACGAGACAUUUCAGUUCGGCGUGCCGCUGAAUGAGCUACAUUCCAGGAAGCUGCAUUUCUCUGUGUACGACUUCGACCGCUUCUCCAGACAUGACCUGAUCGGCCAGGUAGUGGUGGACAACCUGCUGGACUUCAGUGAGGGCAGCGGGGACAAGCCCGUCUGGAGGGACAUCGUAGAGGGCACCGCGGAGAAGGCUGAUCUCGGGGAGCUUAAUUUCUCGCUGUGUUACCUGCCCACUGCAGGCAGGCUCACCGCCACAAUCAUCAAGGCCACCAACCUCAAAGCCAUGGACCUGACCGGCUUCUCAGACCCGUACGUGAAGGCCUCUCUGAUCUGUGACGGGCGAAGGCUAAAAAAGAGGAAGACCUCCAUUAAGAAGAACACACUGAACCCCACGUACAACGAGGCGCUGGUGUUUGACAUUCCCAAUGAAAAUAUAGAAAGUGUAUCCAUCAUCAUUGCAGUGAUGGACUAUGACUGUAUUGGUCAUAACGAGGUUAUAGGGAUGUGUCGUGUCGGCAGCGAUGCUGAAGGUCCGGGAAGAGAGCACUGGGCAGCCAUGCUGGCCAAUCCACGCAAACCAAUAGAGCACUGGCAUCAGCUUGUGGAGGAAAAAGCGAUUGGUACAUUUGUGUCGAAGAGUGCUACAACACCCUCCCCUAAGCCUCACAUCGUGGUGGACAGUCCUCACUCCGAUUAAAACUGUGAGCCUCUCCCGGCUUUUGUUUUGACAGCACGGUUUUGCACAUACAAUUAUUUUCUCGUCAGGAGCGUGUUGUAAAAAAAUCACCUUUCCCCAAACAAGCCAAUAGCUCCUUGGUUUCUGUUUGUAAACAGGACUCUCUUUUUCUGGAGUCUUGAAGUGUAGUACACGUCCACGUACUGAGCAGCAGAUGCUGUCUAGUCAGAUUUACACAAGGAAACUGGUUGAGUCUUUAAAAGCAUGACCUGACUGUGAGUGUGUGAUAAAGUGGAGGCUGUGGAGCUGUCAGAUGUAGGAGCUCUAAGGCAGAAGCAUCUGUAUAAUCUAGAUGUUAUGGGUUAUGUAAUGCAUCUCCCCCUCCUCCCCCCAAACUUACAGUACUGCAUACUGUUUAUAUAUUCUAUCGCCCCCCUACUGUCUCUCUCUUGCUUAAUCUGCCUCUUCUCCCUUAUUCCCUCUUUCCUCAGGUCAUUAUCAUCUCCAGCUCCAGACUUUCCUUUCUUUCCUCUCAUCUGUGAAUAAUUCUCUCCAUCAAAAAAAAGAGAGACGCAGAGACACUGCUAGUGUCCAGCUGCUAGUGCUGUUUUGCUCCUGCUAAUGAAUCCUCCACGUCCUGUGCUGUCUUUACUAAGCCGGGGAAAAAAAAAACAACAACAAAAAAAAAAAAAAAACAUCUACCACGAGCUACACUUUGAGCAUCAGACUACACAUUUACAAACACACGCCGACAUUAAACGGUACAGCAGGGCUGAUAUCAGGUGUAAAUUUGGGAUCUAGCACAGGAACUCACACACAUAUCUCUCUCUCUCACACACACACAUACACGCACACACACACACACAUAUAUAUACACACAGAGUUUGUAGUAUGUGCGUAGUUCAUGUGUGCUUCAGAUUAGUGUAGUAUUUCAUCUAGGAGGAGUGUGAUGUGACAAACUUUUCUCUCUUGAAAACUAAAAAAGGAAAAAAAAAAAAGAAAGCCAUCAUAGAAUGGUCAUUUCAACCAGGACCAAAGGUUCAUGCCCUUGUACAUAUUAUAAAAGAAGAAAAUCACUAUGUCGAUAUUUUUUCUUUGCAACAUUGGUGUACAGUAUAUGCCGUACUGUAUAGGAAAACAUCUCAUGUAGUACUUAGCAGGACAAAACAUCCAUGGAGGAUUCUUCCGGCCAUUUUGGACGCCUUCUCCGGGCUCCGCACCCUCUGGUUUUGGACUUAUCUCGCCUGCUUUCCCCAGAGGAAAGACGACGAAGCAUCCAGUGGUCUUUAUUGAUGUCAGAGGAGCGAAAAAUGAGGACAGACUCAUUGGUCUAAGCAUGUUAAGCAACCUUGAAAUGUGUCCCUCUUCCUCAUGCUUUUUGUCACGGUCCUCAUGGUGCUCAUCAGUAUCAAAUUUUUUUUUUUUUGUGACAUACAGUAUACAUAUAACCACCAGGAAAGGAGUUUAUUCAUGCCAUAUUUUACAGUCCACUGAGGAUGAGAUGGUGUAAGCUUCUGAGAGACAUGGACUACAUGGUUGUCCCCGGCUUUCUGGCCAAAGCGGCAGACUAUUCCUAAUGUAGGACUACACAGGUUGAAGCAAACCUGCGUGUGAGAUCGGACCAGCAUCUGUUUGGAGUUCACUUGCUAGAGGAUGUAUUCCACUGGGAAGGAUACCACCGCUUUUAUUUUUCUAUCAUUCCAGGACUUUUUGUUUUCCUCUCUCAAGAAGUCAUCCUCCAGCUUCUGCUGAGAAAAUUGUUGUCUUCAAGUCCACACCAUGUCCCUGACAAGACUUUAGAAGGACACACACGUUUGUGUUGCUUUUAUUAGUGUGUGUUUCCGUGUUUGUGGGCGUGUUUGUUUUGUAUUUGUGCGUGUGUGUGUGUGUGUGUGUGUGUGUGUGUGUGUGCGUGUCACUGUGACCUUGUGUGUGACACGUUUCUGUGCUCACCGCCUCCCUAGUCUUUUUUCUGUCUACGCUUCCCUAACUCCCCAAAUCCUGGCAGAAAUGCUCGUCUCGGAGCCAAACGUGUCUUCUGUCCUGUGUCUUUACAAAGAGCCAUUUUGUGUGUGUGCAUGGGUGUGUGUGAGAGAGCAUAUGUGUGUGUGUGUACUAUACGUGCCUCAUUGCACUAGGUGGGGAAACACUGUCUUUCAUAGACAUUAGUUUGUAUUGUCUAUGUCGUCUCUGAAGUCAGCUGCCAAUCAUUCAACCCUCCUCUCCUCUCUGACCCUUUGCCUGAUGUAAGUAACUGUGUUGAUCGUGUUCUUCUUUCAGUAAUUUGUGUACUGUAUGUCCGAGGAAAAAAAAAAAAACAGAUGGCACAGUGAUUGAAAAUUAAAUUGUGUUUUGUUUAAAUUUACAAGAAGGAACAAAACAAAAAAAAUGAAAAGAAAAGAAAGAAAGAAAGAAAAAAAGAAAAGAGAAAACAUCCGAGGCUCAUUUCUUACGGCCUACCGAUCAUAACAAAUUUAGAUCCCCUUAAAGCAAGACAGCAGGGAGGAGGUGUUGUGAGAAAACAAGCGCCUGGAGUUUCUGCACUUCCUGUGUAAACCGAUACAGACUUAUAAAGCCAUGUCUGUCACCGCUACUACAACUACUACUGUAACCUCAGCAAAACAACAGUACAACACCUCACUACAGCUACUUGUAUUGCUAUCGAUGCCAUUUCCCUCUCAUCCUCUCACACACAAACACACAUGCUUUUGCCAAGGAGGGUGUGUGUGUGUUUGUGUGUGUGUGUGUGUGUGUGUGUGUGUGUGUCUGUUUCAGGGGAGCGAUCUGCUUUAUUUCUCUUUACCUUUGGAUCAUGGAAGUGCAGGGAGGCUUGACCUGUGAGCUUGAUCGGGUAUCUGAGAGGUGACAGAACCCGCGUCAUGCCCUCAAGAAUUUGUCAGCUGUGGGAUCAGCUUGUAUAAGUAGAUAUGGUAUCGAUCCAUUGGUCUCGAGGCCCCAUAAUUCUCUCUGUUUCCCAGCCUCUCUCUCUCUCUGUCUCUCUCUCUCCCUCUCUGUCUCUCUCUCUGCUUGUGUCCAUCCUAUUUAGCCCUUGUGUUACUGCCUGGUGAUAGAUUACAGAACUCAUAGUGGAACCAGCACAUUCCCUAGUUCUCUUCCUCCUUCUGUCUGCCCCCCCGUCUGUCUGAUUACUGUCUGAUUACUCAUUCUCUCCUCGAGCAAUCCUUACCUUUCCUCCUGCUCCACUCCCCCUCACCUAUCCAUUCCUUGCUCUAAUUUUUUCCUUCACCAUCCUCACUUCCCCGCUCCCUCAGUAUCCCUCCAUCUUGCCCUCUUUAUUUCUUUCUUUCUGUGUGCCCCCUCGUCCCCCAGCCCGUCCCCCCUUCCUCGCUUCUAUUCUCUUUCUCUCGCUGUCUUUUCGUGUUAGUGCAGUUCUGAAUGGUCAUGGGGAAACAUGUUUGCAUGCUUAUAUUAACAUGAAUGAUGUCAACUUGAUGCAAUGAAAAAUUAUAUAAGUGAUGCUUUAAGCAAAAUCUGACAAUGAACUUGAUACUAAUACUACUAAUGACGACUAAAUGGAGACCUAGCAAUUGUUUAUCUCUGUGGUCAAAAACAACGAUGAUGAAAUGACAUUGUUUAUGCUGUAUUUAUCUUUCUGGAAUUGGUAUUCUUUUUGAUUUUCAGUUGUUUUUUAUAUAUGAUUUAUUCAAGAGGCUUACUUUUUUAUUGGUUAAUGCUGAGAAUUUGAGUGAGGGGUUCAGUCAGGGCGAUAGUUUCAGUCAGGACAGCUGUAUCAGGUCGCAGGAUGUCGGUGAAUGUGUAAGUAACAGUGUGACUGAAGCAGUGAUAAUGGAAAUAAAGGAUAUGUAUCAUCCA